UCGACAGAGAGCCCCAGCUGACUAUGAUUAAAUGGGCCGAGAAGUAUGGCAACAUAUUCACCGUCAAAAUGGGAACCACAACAACGGUUAUAUUGAACGGUUAUGAAGCUAUCCGAGAUGUGUUUCAGAGAAAGGGAGCUUUGUCUUCUGGCAGGCCGCAUAUCCCGACUUUCGGUUUUCUUGGCGGGAGAGGAAUAUUGUGCGCUGAUUACAGCACAGAGUUUCAACGGCAGAGAAAUUUCAUCAUUAAAUAUUUGUCAAAGCUUGAUGUUGAAAAACAAAUGGAAAAUGAAAUCGAUGCCCUUAUUCAAUACAUAAGACACAAAAACGGCCAGCGUUUCGACUUCAAUAGUGCGGUAAGUGCUUCUGCGUCUAACAUCAUAGGGGCCAUAUUGUUUGGUAGCAGACAUGACUACGAUGAUCCAGAUUUCCAAGCACUGAUAGAAGCUUACCACAGUGCAACCAAACUUAGCAGUCAAGCAUCAAUUCAGAACUUCCUUCCAUACCUUUGGUUUUUACCUCAAUGCAAAAUAAGUGCGCAUGCCUGGGACAGUUUCUCAAAAUCCGUAAACCGAAUUUUAUAUAAGCACAUAAUGGGUUACAACGCAUGCGCAACACGAGGGCUUGUCGACGCUAUGAUGCACCAAACAAAUGAGAAUGACCAGAAUGACCAGCCUUUGUUUGACUUGGAAGAUAUCAAAUCUAAUAGUCAAACUUUAUAUCUUACUGGAUCGGAAACGUCCUCAUCGACGCUGACAUGGGGAAUGCUGUUCCUGUUGUCUUAUCCUGACGUCUGCAACAAGCUCCAAUCAGAGUUAGAUGAAGUUGUGGGGAAAUUACGUCGCCCAACACUUGAUGACAGACCGAAUCUUCCUUUCACUUGCGCUACACUAUUGGAAAUACAGCGUUGUAAUAAUAUAACUCCGAUCUCGGCUCCUCACAAGGCUACAAAGGAUAUCAGAGUUCAUGGCUAUUUGAUACCAAAGGAGACUCGAAUUUUGGCAAACUACUGGUCAAUAUUCAUGAACGAAGCAAUUUGGACCAAUCCAAGCCAAUUUCAACCAAUGAGGUUUCUGGACGAAUGUGGAAACUUGAAAAAAGUCGAAGGGUUUAUACCAUUUUCACUAGGCAAGCGUUCCUGUCCAGGAGAGAGUCUGGCCAAACCGGAGAUGUUCCUGCUCCUCACAGCCUUGGUGCAGGCUUUCACGUUCCACGUGCCGGAUGGAGAGGUGCUUCCGGCUACAGUUGGUACCACCGGCUCUGUGUACGUGCCACCGAAGUUCAACGUGUGCGCCCGCCCAAGUUACUAAAGCGCUUGUAAUAUAAUAAAUGGACUUAGUUUUUGAUUUCUGUUCUUCUCAAAGUAAUUUCAGAUGUUAAAUUGCAAUGAAUAUGCCAGUAUAUUCACUUCAGUGAUGGAGAAUCAGAAUUUUUAUCUAUCUGUGUAUGCACCUGCUCAAAUAAUGGUAUAGACAAGCUUUAAGGCAAUGUCGACACAUGCUUAUGUUUGAAGAUAUGAAUUAAUGUAUCAACUGGGAAGCUUUGUUGUAUUUCUAAAAAUGCAAAGGAGAUUACAUGAGCUGAUCCUAUUUGGUGUAAUCAAUUAGAUGAUGUCAGCCAUGUGUCGGAGUUAAUUUUUAAAUGGCCAUUUACAUAUGAAGGAUAAUGUAAUAAUUUUGUUACGAAUGUCAUUUAUGUUAAUUAUAAACAAGUAAA
Lingula anatina is the source of this 1716-nucleotide messenger RNA. RefSeq names its product cytochrome P450 2D20-like. Gene Ontology annotation, biological process: xenobiotic metabolic process. Gene Ontology annotation, molecular function: steroid hydroxylase activity; oxidoreductase activity, acting on paired donors, with incorporation or reduction of molecular oxygen, reduced flavin or flavoprotein as one donor, and incorporation of one atom of oxygen; heme binding. Gene Ontology annotation, cellular component: intracellular membrane-bounded organelle; cytoplasm. Lineage: Eukaryota; Metazoa; Brachiopoda; Lingulata; Lingulida; Lingulidae. The record is from RefSeq and is a predicted model, not a curated record.